Molecule: messenger RNA, 1313 nt
Organism: Panonychus citri (citrus red mite)
Lineage: Eukaryota; Metazoa; Arthropoda; Arachnida; Trombidiformes; Tetranychidae
Exons: 3
Coding region: 1-1197 (398 amino acids)
Source: RefSeq, a predicted model, not a curated record
AUGGAUCGAGAUACUUUUUUGUCAAAAUUUUUUCGUCGAUUAUCAAUUCAAUUAAAUUAUAUUCCCGGUGGUUCCAAACAAUUAAGGUUAAUAUUUAGUUUACUUUCCUGGCUUGGGAUUGUUGAGGUUGGACUUUUGUGCGCUCGAGAUAUUGUCUUAAUCUCACUGGACGAUGAUUCGGAUUGGAUUUAUAUCUUUGGUGAUUUCGCAGCCCCGGCGGGUAAAUUUCGUAAACAAGCGACCUUGAUCUUCCUCCUCUAUCUUUGUGGUGGACUUUAUUCAGCUCUUUUUCUGGUUCGAACUCAAAACAAGGUCAAAUAUCAGGAAUGGGCCAAAAUCUAUUCAAUCUUUGAUUCCAUUGGAAAAAAGCAUAACCCAAAUAUUGGACUAACAAAUCGGAUUAACUGGUUAACCACGAGAAUUGAGAUAAUCUAUUCAAUGUCCAUCGUCAUCUCGUUACUACUUUUGUCGGUAGUUCUUACGGUCACUUUUCCACCACAAUUUAUUCGCUAUACUUUAGCUCAUCAGCUGAUCAAUAUUCAUGGUGGUUAUAAUUGUUCAUCGCACUGGGGAGUGUCCUACCUUUUGUUUCCGUCUUAUGGUUACCUGUUGGGUCAACGAAUGGAUAAGUUGACUGACCAGUUGGAUAAAUUUAUCGGUCUUACCGAUUAUUGUCCAAGGCAUUUGAUGAAACGAUCCACGUUUAUGAUUGAUAAUCGUAGAAAAUCAACUCCAAGAGGAUUGAUUCUAAAAUUAACCAAACAAUUGAAACAAUUACAUAAAUCGUGUCUCUUUUGGUCUCGGAUUAGUGAACCAACAUUCUUAAUCUCUUUCAUUAAUCAGGCUCUUCUUCUUUAUCUCAUCUUUUUCGUUCCAAUGUCAACAGGAUUUAGAUUCUUUCUAUCCGUUCUUGGAAUAUUCAAUUUCCUCUCUGGUCAAUGUUACCAUUUUUUUGCUGGAAUUUACACUCAGAAAAAGAUUGACCAUUGUAUUGACUCUGUUCUCAAACUUGGAUAUUCACAAAUUGAUUGGCGAACUCGGUUAAUUGUUCUUAAUCUGGUAGAAUCGGUUCAGGAGAGAAAAUUUUUCACCAUAUUCAAUGCGAUUCAAUUCUGUUCGGAACAUUAUUGUUUGGUUUUACUUGAAGGUGUCUCUCUAUUGAUGUUAAUGAUUUCAACCUAUGGAGCCAGAAAUUAGCUUAAAUUGGUGAAAACCAAAAUCUAUUUACAAAUCAAUCUCCAUAUUGGACCCAAACAUAUCCAAAUGAAUCAUCUCCAAAUUAACUUUAACCAUUACAAUUAGAAGUCCAUUCA